AUGGGACCAAGGCCUCCACCUCCUCCACCAACUACGGAUAACCCCAAUCUUGUUAAUGCUUUGGAAGCUAUGGUUGUAGCUAUGCAACAACAGAAUGCAAACAUUUGUGAGAUAUGCAAAGGAGGUAGAAUUCUUGCAACUCUUGCAAGGAAACUUGUCAAUGUCAGGGCUGCGGGUAGAGUAUAUGCUUUGACGGGGGCAGAAGUUGCAAGUUCAGGUAAUCUUAUUGUUGGCUCAUGUGUGAUUGCUGGUAUGAGUUUGUGUGUUCUAUAUGAUUCUGGAGCAACACAUUCCUUUGAGUCAGAAUCUAGAGUUCAAGAGUUGGGUUUGCCAGUUAAGGAGCUACAGUAUGAUCUGACUGUAUCCACUCCAGCGUCGGGUUUAGUCAAGACAUCUACCUUAUGUGCUAGAUGCCCCAUUGUGAUUGAGGGACGUCGAUUCAAGGUAAAUCUGGUGUGUUUACCCUUGAAAGACUUGGAUGUAAUCUUAGGAAUGGAUUGGUUAUCUGCCAACCACAUUCUUAUAGAUUGCAAUGAGACAAAGUUGUUGUUUCCUAAUCCUAAGGAUGAGAAGUUGUUGUCUUCACAACAAAUUGCCAGAGAAGCUAAAGAAGGGUCUCAAUGUUUUCUUAUUCUGACUCAACUAUCAAUUGAGGAAAGAGAUGUGUAUGCCAAGAUACCAGUUGUAGAGGAGUUUGCUGAUGUUUUUCCCGAAGAUGUACUAAGAUUGCCUCCGAAGAGGCAAGUAGAGUUUUCUAUUGAUUUGGUGCCUGAAGCAGGACCAAUAUCAAUAUCUCCAUAUCGACAGUUACAGGGGGCUAUUGUUUUCUCUAAAAUAGAUCUGAGAUCGGGUUAUCACCUAAUUCUGGUCAAGUCUGAUGAUGUGCAGAAGACGGCCUUCAGGUCUAGAUACGGGCAUUAUGAAUAUGUAGUUAUGCUUUUUGGUGUGACAAACGCCCCUGCUCUGUUUAUGGAUUUCAUGAACAAAAUUUUCAGGCCUUUUCUUGACAAGUUUGUGGUGGUCUUCAUUGAUGAUAUCUUGAUCUAUUCUAAGACUCAAGAAGAUCAUAUAGAACAUCUGAGGACAAUUCUAAGUAUUUUGAGAGAAAAGAAGUCAUAUGCCAAACUGUCUAAAUGUGAUUUUUGGAUGAAAGAGGUUCAAUUCUUGGGGCAUGUAAUAUCGGCGCUUGGUAUUGCUGUGGACCCUUCUAAAGUAGAAGCCGUGUUACAGUGGGAACGCCCGAAAUCCGUCAUGGAGAUAAGAAGCUUUGUGGGGUUGGCAGGAUUGGGAUGCGUGUUAAUGCAAGAGAAGAAAGUAGUGGCAUAUGCUUCUAGGAAAUUGAAGGUUCAGGAGAAAAACUAUCUUACUCAUGACUUAGAGUUAGCAGUAGUGGUGUGUAGAGAUGUCAACGGGGCGGGAAAAGCCAAUGUGGUGGUUGAUGCUUUAAGCAGGAAAAGAAUGCAUGCUUCUGCUAUGAUGAUAAAGGAGGGUGAGUUGGUGGAGAAAUUUAGAGACAUGCAGUUACAUGUGUCAUUGGGGAAGGAAGUCAUCAAAUGUAGUCACUUGACUAUAACUAGUGAUUUUCUUGAGUUAGUAAAAGAAAAGAAGCUGUCAGAUUCUAAAAUACAAAAAAUAGUGAAUUUGCUCGGGUCUGAAAAAGCUAAAGACUUUGUGAUGGGAGUAGAUGAGAAAGCAAAGGUGGAACACCAAAAACCGGAAGGGAUGUUGCAUCAGUUGGAAAUACCAGUUUGGAAGUGGGACAACAUUGCUAUGGAUUUUGUCACCCACCUGCCACGAUCCGUUCGGAAUCAUGAUGCUAUUUGGGUGAUAGUAGAUCGGCUGACUAAAAGUGCCCACUUUCUAGUAGUUAACUUGAGGAUGCUAAUGGAUAAACUGGCACAGUUGUAUAUCAGAGAAAUAGUGAGGCUACAUGGUGUACCUUCGAGUAUAAUGUCAGAUAGAGACUCUAUAUUUACUUCUAGAUUUUGGCAAACUUUGCAAAAUGCCUUGGGUAGUAGACUAACCACGAGUUCUGCUUACCACCCUCAGACUGAUGAGCAAUCUGAGAGAACAAUACAAUCACUAGAGGAUCUACUAAGGACUUGCGUGCUAGACCAUAUGGGAGGAUGGGAUGAAGUAUUGCCUCUAGUAGAAUUUACAUACAAUAAUAGCUACCAUGCAAGUAUCGGUAUGACGCCUUAUGAGGCUCUCGAUGGUAGGAGAUGCAGAACUCCGUUAUGCUGGUAUCAGGAAGGUGAGGCAGUGUUGUUGGGACCGAAAUUGUUGAAGCAAACCUCAGAAAAAGUAUCCAAAAUAAGAGACAGGAUGAUGAAAGCCUCAUUGAGCAGACAAAAGUCGUAUGCGGAUCGAAGAAGAAGACCUUUAGAGUUUUCAACAGGGGACCAUGUUUUCUUGAGAGUAACUCCAACCACUAGUGUGGGAAGGGCUAUUCGUUCAAGAAAACUCUCUCCUAAGUUUAUUGGCCCAUAUCAAGUACUAAAGAGAAUUGGACCAGUGGCGUAUGAGAUCGUCUUACCCCCUCAACUAGCUAAUCUUCAUUCUGUAUUCCAUGUUUCUCAACUGAGAAAGUACGUGCUUGAUGCAUCACAUGUGUUGGAAAUGGAAGAUUUUCCAAUCAGAGAAGAUCUCACCGUGGAUGUGCAACUUGUUGCAAUAGAGGAUCACCAGAGGAAACAACUUAAGGGGAGAACCAUCAGUUUAGUCAAGGUUGUGUGGAAUAGGAGAACAGGUGACUCUAUUUGGGAAUUAGAAGAGGAUAUGAGACAAUCUUAUCCACAUCUAUUCUCUGGUAAGAUAUAUUAUAGUUAG
Molecule: messenger RNA, 2829 nt
Organism: Vigna unguiculata (cowpea)
Lineage: Eukaryota; Viridiplantae; Streptophyta; Magnoliopsida; Fabales; Fabaceae
Source: RefSeq, a predicted model, not a curated record